CGUGCGAGUCAGGCUUCUUGGCUUUAACUGCAAUCAAAACAAAGUAUAGGUCUCAACUUUCUGUUAAAGAUAACUUAUGUCUCUUCCUUUCUAUGCUUCAACCCUGAAUUCUGCUACUUUGUGCAGCAAGGAAACACCCCUGCUCCCACCCCCCAGACAAGUGAAGCCCAAGGUGAAAGUCUCCCCAUCAAAAUCGGGGGCCCAGGCCCACCCCAACACACUGGUUUGCUCCAUGACAGAGUAUUACUCUGGCAGGAUAGAGGUGAAGUGGUUGAAGAACGGGCAGGAGCAGACGGCCGGAGUGGUGUCCACGGAGCUGAUGCAGAACGGAGACUGGACCUUCCAAAUCCUGGUGAUGCUGGAAAUGACCCCCCGGAGCGGGGACGUCUACACCUGCCAGGUGGAACACAGCGGCCUGUCGGGCCCUGUUACCAUGCUCUGGGAGGCGCAGGCAGGCUCAGCCAGGAGCAAGAUGCUGAUGGGGGUCGGGGGCUUCAUACUGGGGCUAACCUUCCUGGCACCGGGACUGCUCAUCUACCUGAGAAACAAGAAAGAUCAAAAGAGGAGAUGCCCAUUUAACUCUAAUAACCUCAGGACAAACAGCAUGCGAUCUUUAGAUGGUGUGGACCAUUCCCCUGCCCACUUUCUGUGUUUUCUAAACUGAAGAUAUCAUCCAGCAGUCGUGCACAUUCCAGUAAAGUUAGAUAUGGUUUUGCUUUGAUCUGAAAUAGAACAAUAUAGUGCUAGGUCUUGGGUGUAUUAUUAAUGCUUCUGGUUUCUCUGUAUCAGAAAAAAAUGUGUUAUACAUGGUGAUACAACGCAGAAGCUGCCCUGUCCUUCUGAAAGUCCUGGCUCCACCCGUGGGUAUUUCCACAAGCAAAUUCACAUCAGAGUUCCCUAGAGCCGCUCACUCACCCUCGACCAGCUCAAUUGUUCCUUCAAGUGCAAGCUCAGUGCUCAGCCAAGAGCUACCGCCAACGUGGUUGUGAGAGGGUUAAUGCAGGACUCUGUCCCUUCUGCAGCCAUUAGAACCCAGCAUGUGCAUGCUUCUAUUCCUCCCUGUUCCUAUUCCAACAGACAAAAAUCACCCUCCCUUAAGACACAUGCAAAUUUUUGCAGGGCUGACUUGGAGGGGUAGGUGGAAGGUACAUGAGAUGUGCAAUACAUAUGGGAAUACAGUGAGAACCAGAAGAGCAGAGGGAUUUAGGGUAGGGGUUGGGGCUCUGACCUCACAGGCACCCACUUUCCCUGCCCAGGCUCUAACCAUUUUUCAUUUUGCUUUCUACGGCGCCCUAUUUCCCAGCCUGCAGGUAAUCUCCAUCUUCCUUAGGAUGCCUGUUCAACCUGCCUCCCCACCAUAGGCAGAUUAACGCACGAAACUGCAGCUUUUGCUUCCCUGACAAGGAGUGAGCUCCAAGUGCAGCCACUCCACCAAUCAGAGGGGGAAGGGGGGAACGGACACCUGUAAAAUUAAAGAUGCUGCUGCGCACCUUGCCAGGAGCACAGCUCGGCAGCCAGCACCCUGCAGGGCUCCUAAGUUAGGUCCUGAAGCUUUGGGACCUGCGUUAUUCAACAUGAUUCUACAACCAGUGUAUUCUGAGAUCUCUCUCUACUCCUGGGGCAUGACCUUGCACUCCCUACCUUGGCCCAGCCACCAGCACUUCAUGGCAGCAGGUCCUUCCCCAUCCCUGUAUCUGGUCCCUACACUCUUAACUUCCCCAUCCUGCACUAGACCCUCCCUGGGGCAAACCCUAACAUCCCACCUCUCCCUGAAGAAACCCCAGGCACUCAUUUCUCUCAUAGUACUUUUCCCUUCCCUACCCAUGGCCCAGAUUUGCUGUCACCAUUACCACUGCUCUUGGCAUUGGGGGAACCCUAACCUGAGACUCAGGGGAAGCUGGAAUGAUGCCAUGAGCUGUGAUACCUGUUGCAUGUUCAAACAUCAUCUCUCCCUGCACCCUGUUCUUUCCUGAUUUCCCACCAAAAUUUUAAUCCCCCUUGAUGCCAGUGGUAGAAACCUAUCAGAAAUGUGACAGGAAUAGAGGACCCAGUUGAGGCCCAGAUGUUCCAGUUUGCUCCCUUUCUGCUAUGUUACCUUCAAAGCAAAAGGAGGAAGUAGCCAGGACUGGCCUAUAAGCUGUGCCUUGAUGUCUGCCCUGAUGGUCUGGGUGUGGGAAAGGACGGAGAUACCACUAGAGGUGCAUUAGAAGGUGUGACUGGGCUCCCACCAUUGCAAUUGUUACAGUGAGCACUACCAAGCCCUCAUCUUGGGUGGGGAUGUAUCUCUUCAUGUCUUG
Messenger RNA from Alligator sinensis (Chinese alligator), 2297 nucleotides. Its product is annotated as HLA class II histocompatibility antigen, DP beta 1 chain-like. Gene Ontology annotation, biological process: immunoglobulin production involved in immunoglobulin-mediated immune response; antigen processing and presentation of exogenous peptide antigen via MHC class II; peptide antigen assembly with MHC class II protein complex. The coding region runs from base 77 to 664 and encodes 195 amino acids. Gene Ontology annotation, cellular component: MHC class II protein complex. The transcript is spliced from 5 exons. Gene Ontology annotation, molecular function: MHC class II protein complex binding. Lineage: Eukaryota; Metazoa; Chordata; Crocodylia; Alligatoridae. The record is from RefSeq and is a predicted model, not a curated record.